Trichechus manatus latirostris (Florida manatee) is the source of this 310-nucleotide messenger RNA. RefSeq names its product C-C motif chemokine ligand 22 (gene CCL22). The coding region runs from base 32 to 310 and encodes 92 amino acids. The record is from RefSeq and is a predicted model, not a curated record. Gene Ontology annotation, biological process: eosinophil chemotaxis; immune response. The transcript has 3 exons. Gene Ontology annotation, molecular function: chemokine activity. Gene Ontology annotation, cellular component: extracellular region. Lineage: Eukaryota; Metazoa; Chordata; Mammalia; Sirenia; Trichechidae.
ACACCUGGGCUGGGACACAUAGGACAGGAGCAUGGCCAGCCUACAGACCCCACUCUUGGCUGCCCUCGUCCUCCUUGCUGUGGCACUUCAAGGCACCGAGGCAGGCCCCUAUGGCGCCAACGUGGAGGACAGCAUCUGCUGCCGGGACUAUAUCCGUCACCCCCUGCCCCUGCGUUUGGUGAAAUAUUUCUUCUGGACCUCGGACUCCUGCCGGAGGCCUGGCGUGGUCCUGCUAACCGUCAAGGACCGGGAGAUCUGUGCUGACCCCAGGCUGCCCUGGGUGAAGAAGAUUCUCCAGAAGCUGCGCUAA